CUAACAACAUUUGCCGCCCAAUGCUAACAACAAUGGAGGAGAGGUUAAUAGCGGCGGUGUCCGACUAUCCCGAGUUAUACAAUUCCACAAUAAAUUCAUAUAAAGAUGCUGCUAGAAAAGCCAAAGCGUGGAGAGCAGUGAGUCUACAAGUCGAAAUACCCGAGGAGGACUGCCGCAGGCGAUGGAAGAGUUUACGGGACAUGUUCAUCAAAGACAAGCGUGCAGAGCAGCGUAGGCGAGCAUCAGGAACGUCCCACCGCAGCUGGAAAUACAGCUGGCAGAUGUCUUUUCUCACACCCUUUAUCCAGUCCAGAUCUCUGGCUGCAGAUGAGCCCGAAGAAGACAGAGACGACGAGGACAAAGAUGAGGAGAGGACGACGGACGGGAACUCGGCAUUUGUGGUGCAGGACUUUGAAGGAGAUCAUGGGAUGCUGGACGGAGCGUCGCAUUACUCUGCUUCAGGCUCGCAGGGAUCGGGACGCAAGCGAAAGUGGCACAUGGAGGCCAACGAGGACUUGGAGGACGAGAUGUUCUUGUUUAGUUUACUGCCGUAUCUGAGACGACUGCCAUACGCUAAGAAGAGCGCGGUCAAAUUAAAAAUCCACCAGCUGCUGUAUGAGGCAGAGUUUAAGUGAGCUUCUAUAUGGGGCCGGGAUAAUAAAUCCAUGCAUUACGAAUCAAUAACGACUUGAUUUUUCUGAAUACAUUGCUGUUCUCUCUUGAAUCGGUUGUGAGUUUUUACCAGCAGAUGGAACUAUAUGCUUUACAAACUUGUCUCAUUCUGACACAUAUCCUUACACAUAUCUUUUAAACGCAAAAUAGUCAAUAAUAAAGUUUUUAGUGAGCUGUGUAUAAUGCCGUUGAAGAAACGCCAUCUGCCGUUUGAAAACUAGCAUAGAGCGCCAUCUACUGUUUAAAAUCAAGCGUACAGUGCCGUCUGCUGCUCAAAAACUGGCCUAGAGCGCCAUCUGCUGUUCAAAAACUAGCCUAGGGCACCAUCUGCUGUUUAAACUAGCCUACAGCUCCAUCUGCUGUUCAAAAACUAGCCUAGGGCACCAUCUGCUGUUUAAACUAGCCUACAGCUCCAUCUGCUGUUUAAAAACUAGCAAAGAGGGCUAUCUGCUGUCAACACUAGUUUAGAGCUCCAUCUGCUGUCUAAAAACUGUCCUAGAGCACUGUCUGCUGUCUAAAAACUAGCCCAGAGUACCAUCAGCUAGUUUUUAGACAGCAGAUGGCACUCUAGGCUAGUUUUUAGACAGCAGGUGGCACUCUAGGCUAGUUUUUAGACAGCAGAUGGCGCUCUAGCCUAGUUUUAAAAUCAGAUGACGGUCUAAAAUCAGAUCUAGCCUAUUUUUAUCACCAGAUGGUGCUCCACUCAAUCGUAGCUAGGUGUUAAAACUAGCCUAGAGCGCCAUCUGGUGUUGAAAAACUAGCCUUGGGCACCAUUUGCUGUUUAAAAACUAGCCUAGAGUGCUAUAUGCUGUCUAAGAACUAGCCUAGACCGUCAUUAGCUAGUUUUUAGACAGCAGACCACGCUCUAGCCUAGUGUUAACACCAGAUGGUGCUCCACUUUAUCGUAGCCAGCCUAGCACACCAACUGGUGUUAAAACUAACCUAGAGCGCCACCUGCUGUUUAAAAACUAACCUAAAAUGCCGUCUGCUGUUUAUAAACUAGCCCAGAGCGCCGUCUGCUGUUAAAAACUAGCCCAGAGCGCCAUCUGCUGUUUAAAAACUAGCCCAGAGCGCCGUCUGCUGUUAAAAACUAGCCCAGAGCGCCGUCUGCUGUUAAAAACUAGCCCAGAGCGCCAUCUGCUGUUAAAAACUAGCCCAGAGCGCCAUCUGCUGUUUAAAAACUAGCCCAGAGCGCCGUCUGCUGUUAAAAACUAGCCCAGAGCGCCGUCUGCUGUUAAAAACUAGCCCAGAGCGCCAUCUGCUGUUAAAAACUAGCCCAGAGCGCCGUCUGCUGUUAAAAACUAGCCCAGAGCGCCGUCUGCUGUUAAAAACUAGCCCAGAGCGCCAUCUGCUGUUAAAAACUAGCCCAGAGCGCCGUCUGCUGUUAAAAACUAGCCCAGAGCGCCGUCUGCUGUUAAAAACUAGCCCAGAGCGCCGUCUGCUGUUAAAAACUAGCCCAGAGCGCCGUCUGCUGUUAAAAACUAGCCCAGAGCGCCGUCUGCUGUUAAAAACUAGCCCAGAGCGCCGUCUGCUGUUAAAAACUAGCCCAGAGCGCCAUCUGCUGUUUAAAACUAUGCUCAGAAUUGAUUCCACAGAGAAUCACAAUGCAGUCCAAAAACUGACCCACGAAUCAUAAUACAUCAAUUUAUCGUCCCAGCCCUACUUCUAUAGUUUCUUUAAUAUUUUUCUAUCUUUUAUUGAUAUUGAAAUUCUAUCCACUGCAUUUUUUAAAAAACAUUCGUAUCAUUGUACCGAUGCUGGUAGAUGUUUGUUUCAUCAGAGAUCAAUGAUUAAACAGACAUGUAUA
Molecule: messenger RNA, 2479 nt
Organism: Danio aesculapii
Lineage: Eukaryota; Metazoa; Chordata; Actinopteri; Cypriniformes; Danionidae
Exons: 2
Coding region: 21-635 (204 amino acids)
Biological process (GO): regulation of transcription by RNA polymerase II
Cellular component (GO): transcription regulator complex; nucleus
Molecular function (GO): DNA binding
Source: RefSeq, a predicted model, not a curated record